CCGCAGCGCCAUCGCCGCGCCGCGCCGCGCCGCGCCCACGUGCCCGCCCCGCCCCGCACUUCCGCGAGGCCCAGCCCGCCGAUUGGUGGCGGCUCGGUCCGAACAGCCAAUCGCCGCGCGCUCUGUCGAGGGGCGGGGCCUUGCGCUGCGGGUGUCUCCGCCCUGCUGCCUCAACGCGGGAGUCCCCUCCCGCGGGCCCCCGGCUCGUGCUGUAACCACUGCACGCUGCAGCCCCCCCAGGGGGGCACAGCCCAGGCAUCCGGCGGGGGUCUCCUGGCCACCCUUGCCCCUACCCGACUCGCCGCCCUGGCACGUGGCGCUCUCCGGAGCUGUGGGGGCGGGAGCCCACCCGGGCAGCCCAGGCCGGCACCGUACCCGGCAGCACCGGGCGGGCGGCCCCGCGUGCGCUGCCUGGUGUCUGCGUGGCUGGGCUCUGCUCGGUCCCGAACCGCGCCUGCCCCUCGGCCCGGCCGCAGCCCGGCGGUUGUGCACACCUGCCCAGCCCAGCCCAGCCGGCCGCUGGGGAGCCAGGCCGUGCACACGCCCAAGGGCCAGGCCAGCGCGCGGCCGGAUCCCGUCCCUGGGGUGCCCUGGCCACGCGCCCCCGGCGGGGAGCAGGGGCAGGCUCAAGCGGGGGCUGUGUCCCGGGCCCAGCCCAGUGCAAGGCCCUGCCCCAUGCUGGCCGGGCCCAACUCAGGGCUGGGCUGCACAAGCCAGGCGCUGGCAGGACCAUCCCUGCACACCAUGCCCGGCCACAGCGCUCAGGGCUGGCUGCAGCUCCAGGGAACCUGGGGGGAGGCAGGGUCAGGCCUGCCUGGCUCACCCUCUGGGGCCGGGGCAGGCACGGGACCCAGGGCCGGGGCUGCCUGAUGCGCAGGGAUGAGCUGCGGCUGCACGUCCCUGGUGGCAGGGGCGUGCGUGUGGCAGGGCCCUGCCCAGCAGGUGUGCGGUCCCGUGCCAGCCGCCAGCUUGCAUUUGGUGCAGGGGGGGCAGCGAGAGCAACCAGGCCCCUCUGUAAACACUGCCCAUGCAGGCCUCCCCGGGCUGCAGCUGCCUCCAGUGCCGGUGGCUUUGUUCGCAGCAGAUCAGAUCAUCCAGCACCUGCUGCCGUAGACAAAGGCCCUGCUGGGCAUAAAAGGAGGGCCGGCAGGAGCAGGCCACGGGAAAUGGGGCUGUGCACGGGGAUGCAGAUGCAGCUCCGGCUCCAGCUCAGCCUCUGGCUGGGGGCGAGCGUUGCCUGCGCCGGCACCACCCUGAGCCGCCCCCAGCCACGGCAGUGCCUGGGUAACAACUGCUAUGAGUUUGUCAGGCUGCAGCUCAGCUUCUGGGAAGCACAGGGCUGGUGCCAGGCUGGCGGCGGGCGCCUCGCACACCCCUCGCACCUGGCUGCGUGGCCCCCUGUGCACAGCCGCCAUGGGAAGGGGGAGAGGUGGUGGAUCAGCCUGACGGAGCCAGGCAAGGGGCUCCGGGGCAGGAGCCAGAGCUCUGGGCCUGCUUCAUGCCUCCGCCUGCCACCUCGCUCCGGCCCUGGCCCGGGCCACAGCAGCACAACACGCGGCAUCUCCUCCACUGAGCUCCGGGCCAGAGGGGCAGCCAUGGCCAUGCUGCCCCCACUCCCACCCACCAGCUGCAGCUACCUCAUCUGGGCCUCAGGCACCGUCCGCGCUGGGAGGGGCACGUGUGCGCAGGAGCUGCGUUUCAUCUGCCACUUCGACAGGGGCCUGAGUGAUGUGCGCCAAGCCAGGAUGAACCACAGCAGAGCCCCCUCAGGGCACCGCCCAUGGCGCAGGGACACGGAUGCAGUUAGGGCAGAUGAUGACAAGCCUGAUGAGGGUGACCGCCGUGAUGAUAACAAGGACGAUGGCCGUGACAAGGAGGGUGACAAUGACGUGCCCCAGUGGCCCACCCUCCACCACCCCACACCUCCCACCUCCCCCCUCACCCCCCCACCCAUGACACACUUCACCACGCAGCCCACCCCCAAAGUGCCCACCUCCUUGUGGCCAGGGCAGGCCGUGCCAUCAGCCACGCCAGGGUUGUCUGCCCCCCCACCCAGCUCCGUCCUGGGCCCGUUCACGCUCAGUCCUCGGGCUCUGCUCCAGAACCUCUCUGCAGAGCUGGCAGUGCAGGUAGGGGCCAGCGGCCUGCGUGCUCUCCCUGGCCAGGGUCUCCAGAGUUGGGGUGGCGGGGCCCUCUCCAGCCCUGCUGCCCCCAGCCCCAAGCACCGACUGACCAGCCACGUACUUGGGCUCUGCAGGCCGUGGAGGAUGCGGUGAUGGGCUUUGGCCAGGCCAUCCGUGGCAUCCACCGCUUCCCAGAGCUGCAGCAAGCCUGCCACAUCCUCCAGUGCCUGACAGAGGCACCACCGCUGCUGUCCCCAGCGGCACAGAGAGAGGCCAGCGCGUCACUCCUGUACCUGAGCUCACAGCUGCUGCAGACCCCUGACCCCAGCAACAGCAGCCACCCAGGCGCCAGCACUGCCACCGCCGCCACGGCACUCUUCCAGGCUUUCAGCAACAUCCUGAUGGCACUGGACUCCACCACAGGCCCUCCUGGCUCAGCCUUGGAGCAGGCCCUGGAGGACACCCUGGCUGCACUGCCCCUUGUGCAGACGAUGCUGUGGUACAACCACAACACAGGGACCCCUGUGACUGUGAGCACGCCUACUGUGGCAACACAGCUAAGCAGCUGUGGCAUCACUUGCCUGCCUCUAAGUUCACACCGCCUGGCCCAGCCACGCCUGCUGGACGUGACCUUCCCAACUGCCUCAGUGCUGGCCACGUUCCUGCCUGCGCACCCUGACGUGCAGCUCCAGCUCACGGUCCUGGCUCUCAACCCCUUCAAACACCUGGACAGGACAGAGAUCAGCAGCGUGGGCGGUGUCUCCCUUACCUCGGCCCAUGGUGCCCUGGACGUGCACGGCCUGCGCGAGGAGAUUGAGGUCGGGCUGUGGCGGGAUGAGGCCGUGGCGCCAGUCCCCACAUGCCUCAACCUCAGUGCCCAGCACUUCCACAUGGAGCUGAACCUCACGUCGGCAAAGGACGCCCUGCUCGUGCAUGUGCAGCCCGAUGCCCCCCUGCCUGUUGACCUCUACCUGGGCUUUGGCCACCCGCCCAACCGCACCCACUUCCUGUUCAGCACCACGCUGCCCCGGGGCCGCAGCCCACCCCACGGAGACACCUACACCUGGGCGCUGCCCCCAGAGAGGCUGUGGCCUGGCCCCGGGCGCUACCACCUCAUGGCUGUCGUGGCAUGGAGCCCAGAGCAGGGGCCCGUGGGUGUCUCGGUCACCACCGCCACCACACGCUGCUACUUUUGGGACCAGAGCCAGCGGGCCUGGGCCACAGGUGGCUGCCAGGUGGGGCCCAGCAGCAACAUGAGCAGCACCCGCUGCCUGUGCAACCACCUCAGCUUCUUUGGCAGCUCCUUCCUGGUUGUGCCCCGCACCGUGCGCCUGCAGGACGCCGGGCAGCUGCUCGCCCGCAUGCCCAGCAAUCCCGUGGGGGCGGCACUGCUGGGCAGCCUGCUGCUGGCCUUCGGCCUGGCUGGCCUCUGGGCCUGGAGGAGCGACCGCGCGGAUGCCCGACAGGUGGGCAGGCCGGGCCGGGCCGCGAGACGGGAGCUGCCGUCGGGCCCCGCGGCCGUGCGGGGCUGCGGGCACCAUGCGGGGCCUCACGCUGCUCCCGCGGCCGCAGGCGGAGUUCGUCCUUGUCCCCGACAGCGACCCCGGCGCCACGGCGCGCUACGCGGUGCAGGUGCACACGGGGCUCCGCCGCGGCGCCGGCGCCACCGCGCAGGUAGGUAGGAGCCCGCCCGCCCCGCGCCCCCGCCCCCGCCCCCGCCCGCAGCGCGGCUCCGGCUGACGGGC
Messenger RNA from Alligator mississippiensis (American alligator), 3868 nucleotides. RefSeq names its product polycystin 1 like 3, transient receptor potential channel interacting (gene PKD1L3). Gene Ontology annotation, molecular function: calcium channel activity. Gene Ontology annotation, cellular component: membrane. The record is from RefSeq and is a predicted model, not a curated record. The transcript has 10 exons. Lineage: Eukaryota; Metazoa; Chordata; Crocodylia; Alligatoridae. Gene Ontology annotation, biological process: detection of mechanical stimulus. Bases 2276 to 3805 code for a protein of 509 amino acids.